Molecule: messenger RNA, 1941 nt
Organism: Styela clava
Lineage: Eukaryota; Metazoa; Chordata; Ascidiacea; Stolidobranchia; Styelidae
Product: protein SPMIP7-like
Source: RefSeq, a predicted model, not a curated record
UACGGUAUAUGAUUUUUGAAGAACAAACACACAUUAUAAUAUGACCCUGCCUCCGCUCAAGCGAAUCGCUGACCUCGUUGCCCUGGACACAAAACGCGUUCUAACAAUCCUGCGUUUAGUGGACUUUCAUGCUGCAGUGCCGUCCUUUAUUCAAAUUAAGUACAGUUCUGAUGUUUCUUCCUUGAAAUUUUUAUUGAAGUGGACUAUAACAGAUACUCACAAAGAGUAAUUUCGGCCCCCUUUUGUAGCUGUAGUGAUCGAAAAAGCCAAAACCAUGGCGGAAACCGCACUUCAUCCGCGACCAUCAAUGCAUACGAUUCUCAGAUCAGACAAUAAUGCUCAAGGCAAUUUUAUGGAAUUAAUUGAAUAUCACCGAGCACUGAGGCAUACUAAGUUUCCAAGUAUCAAAGGUCCAGGAGGACAUUACGAUUUUCCCAGCUUUCAGGCACGAUACAAAGACAGUCCUGCAUUUAUAAAAUGGAAUAAACAUGCAGUUGCACCACACUACGGUUAUUCACUUGCUCCGCAUCGAGAUAAUCAUCCAAUCAUUGACCCUGCGUCAGGAUUUAUAAGUGCAGGAGCUGAUAAAGAUUUAGAAACAAAUGUCAAAAAUAUACCAUCAAUGGCCCAAUCCAGUGACAAAAUUCAGCAUGGCACUCCAUCAACUAAACCUCCAGAUAGUGCAAGACCCCAAACACCACCGAGUGAUCCACUAUAUGAUGAAAUGACUCCUCAAGAUAGAGAAGGUUUAUGGAGUGCAAGAAAAGUGACGGACAUAAAAUUAAGAGCUGAAUGUGGGGGUUGGACAACUGAUGAAAAAGCAAUACCUAAACCUAGCAAAGAACAUUCAAACCUAGCUGUUGGAACUUUCAAUUUUUCUGAUGAAAGUUGGAGAGAUAAAGCUGCAAAAAAAUAUAUGUUUACAAGUGGAACACAAAGCUCAUUUGAUUAUGUAAAUUGGGACAGUAAACUACCCCCAAAAAUUAAACCAAGACCAAGUACAAUGGAAAAGAUGGCAGAUCCAAUAUCACAGAGAUUUACAGAUUGGAUGAAAAGAUAUCGACCAACAUCAGAACAAUGCCAGAGAUUAGGAAGAUCUUGGGAUUGGUUUCAAGCAAGAAAUGGAUAUUUGAGAUCAAAAGACGUUGAUUACACAAGUCAUUAUAGACAAAGUGGUCACAUACCAAAUUAUGGAGGAAGUGUAGGAGCAGAUAAUUUUGAAGACAAAGACAAUCCUGAAGCAGAGUACAAUCCUUUCACAAGAUUGCGAACUCCUCUUCCAUGGUAUACAGAAACUGCAAAGCGACCAAAUAUCCCUGGAUAUGCUGGAUCUACUCAUUGGGUUGGUAUCCAUCCUGCACAUAGUCAAUUUCCAGCUCCUGAGCCACCGUCUACAGCAUACGUUCAUCGGCCUAUGCCAACACCACCGAACACAUCACCAUGGGCAAAAAGAGCUCCGAUGUCAAGAAUGGUGACGACCGUUCCACCGAAGAAUCCUUUCAAUACUAUUGAUGACAUUUCCGUUGCAUAGAGUUUUCAUUCAUACUUCAGAUCAGUUUAAACAAAUCCCACUUUCAAGGAUAUUUUUGUUAAUAUUUUAUAAUUUUUGUGCCAAAUUUGAGUUCGACUUUUUAAAUCAUGUUCAGCAAUAAUGAAAUUCUAGCACAUAUUACCUACUAUCCACUGAUAUUUGUAUUAUAAGUAUCCUAUGUUAAAAGCCAUGUAUUCUAACUUUGUAUGGAAAGAAGCAUAUCCAAGUGCCACAUGAAAUUUAGAACUUCAUUAGUGCCAUUAUCACUACAAUAUAUUAGGAUCUUUAAAAAAUUCACUAAAAUGACGAUCCUUAUUAUUUUUAUGUUCUUGUUAUUUAAACUUGUUAGCGAGUACGUUUGCUAUACUGUGUGUGAAGAUUUAUAUUUUACUAAAGUUCUUUUGUGCAUA